ACUUCCUACGCGAAACGUCACAGUCCAUUUUAAGUGCUCGUGAAACGCAAGUCUUAUAUCUGUGAAAAAGCUUAAUUUAUUUAAAUUAGUCAUUAGUGAAAAGGAUAUUUUUCCUUGAAAAAAGUUCGACGCAAUCGAUGAUUAAUGAGUGGUUCCGAUGUGCUAGUAGUUAAAAAUUUAGUUACCUAUCUUUCGCGUGGAUGAAGCAAAACCUACGCAAUUUUUAAACUCGUCUCAAUUUUAUCGGUGCAGAUUUUUUUAUUAUUUUUAUUACCACUGCUAAUUCAAUAGAAUAAAAAAGGCAGCCUGUACAGGGUAACUUCAGUGUUAAAGCAACAUGUCGAAAGCGCAUUGGUUUGCAAUUUGUAAUAUCCUAUUUGCGUCACUGCCACUUGCAGUGCUUGGCAUCGAUCUUAGCCGUCUAUAUGGACAUAUGGCUCCGAUUUCAAAAAGGAGUGAGGCAUGUCAUCCAUAUGAACCAUUUAAGUGUCCCGGUGACGGAAACUGUAUUUCUAUUCAAUACUUGUGUGAUGGAGCACCUGACUGUUCAGACGGCUACGAUGAAGAUAUGAGGCUCUGUACCGCAGCAAAACGACCACCUGUGGAGGAAACAGCAUCAUUUUUGCAGAGUUUAUUAGCAUCGCAUGGGCCAAAUUACCUAGAAAAGCUGUUUGGGAGCAAAGCGAGAGAUGCGUUGGCACCCUUGGGAGGAGUAGAAAAAGUAGCCAUAGCUCUCAGCGAGUCGCAAACAAUUGAAGAUUUUGGAGCUGCAUUGCAUCUGAUGCGGUCCGAUUUGGAACACUUGAGAUCUGUGUUCAUGGCGGUGGAAAACGGUGAUCUGGGCAUGCUCAAAUCGAUAGGCAUCAAGGAUUCGGAACUCGGAGAUGUUAAGUUUUUCCUCGAAAAGCUAGUCAACACCGGUUUUCUCGAUUGAGUGGCACCAGAAUUAUACUCGCCAUAUUAUUAUUCAGUUCCUCUUCAGCCGCAAUUCUACUCCUAUUUGGGAUCUUCAUAUGAUGGCUAUAACUACUAAUAUGGGGAUAUAAAACUUUAUUUUUAACUAAAGCCAGUUAUGUGGUUAUGAAAUACUGACUGACACAAAUAAUCUCUCAACCACAUCCCUGCCUUUGCAAAUUCAAACAUUUUAUUUUUGAUACGUUAGAUGGCUUAAGCAAAUAAGAAUGCAAGCAUUAUUGUUGUAUAACUUGAAAAUACUUAUAUUUAUACAAUUCUCUAGACUAAAUAAGGAUGGUGAAAAACAAUGCACACAUUUAGUUAACUUCAUCAGCAAAAACGUCCAGUGUUUCAAUAGAACACAAAUGAUAUCACGAGUAAUGCCGUUGCAAUAAUAAUUAUGUAAUACUGUAUGCAUAGAGUGGCAUUGAACUUCAGUUAACUUAUUUCAUAAAAGCCUAGAAACACUUGAGACUAACUUAUUUUGAGUUGGUUUACUUCAGCUUAGGCAAUACUACAGAAUUUAUCAGCAUUAGGUUUAUAACGAACUAACAUUUGCAACGAAGUUUAAUUUUCUGAACUAUACAAUAAUGGAUUACCAUCAACCAUUCAAUUUGAAACUCAUCACAUAUAUACGAAACAAACAUAUCAGAAGGAGUUGAGUACCUUAUCUAGAACCUAAACUGAAAAAGUUGUGCAAUCAAUCCACAUACACUGACUUGUAUUUACAAGACAUUCGUACCCUUUUAUGAAAGAAAUAUUUUAAUAACGAAACAAAACGUGUUGAGUGAAAUUUGCAAACAAUCAAAUGAAUAGAAGAAUGUCACGAUUAGGUACAGUGUAAAGAAAAAACAGAACAAUGAAACCCAAUAUCUUAUGAGAGAUCACAGUAUGUUAAGAAAACAACUUUUCAUCAAUAUAUAUAGCGAUAAAUCAUCUUAUGAGGGCAAUUUUGAUCAACUUGUUCAUAGCUAUAUGAUAUGAUUUCAUGCAGAAAAUAAAUUCACUUUCAAAUACAUUCUAAGUGUUUCUGCACAAAAUAAAAUAAUGUUCUGCAUAUCUGAAGCUAACAGGUAUUGGUUUCGAAUUUAAAAUUGUAAUGCUCAUUUUCUAUUCAUUUACUGUUACACGCAUUGAAGAACAAGACAAAUAUAUAUUUUGGAGAUUUUGAGUAGUUUUCAUUUUCAAAACAAAUUGUUCUGAAUCCAUGUUAGUAAACUGCAGAGCAGUCAUACUUUGAAUGCACUCCAAACAACCAUGUUACUGUAGUUAUAAAUAAGAAGUUAUUAACCAUCAAAGUAACACUAAAGUUGAAAAGAGCCACACUAAUACCUCAUUGAUGAUAAUGCCACAUAAUGCUAUGUUUAGGCUAUGGUUUCAUAAGAACCAUUUGUCUUCAUUAAACAAAAAAAAACGAGUAUGAUGUUUCAUAUCAAGAGAGUACAAACUAUGGUCCUAACGUACCGAUAAUAUUGGGUUGUUUUCAACUUUAGUCAAUUAUAAUAAUAAUAACCUUAUUUCUUCAUUUAUAACAGGUGCAGUGGCAUAGUUACUUGGAUUGUUCAUCAAAGUCGAAUAACAUCUUCAUUAAGUAUGCUUUACAUAUCUUUGCCCAGUUCCGAUACGUACAGAUGUAGAAAACAACAAAAUCGUUAUUUAACGAAACA
Messenger RNA from Aedes aegypti (yellow fever mosquito), 2621 nucleotides. RefSeq names its product IDLSRF-like peptide. The record is from RefSeq and is a predicted model, not a curated record. NCBI's taxonomy places the organism in Eukaryota, Metazoa, Arthropoda, Insecta, Diptera, Culicidae. Gene Ontology annotation, molecular function: protein binding. The transcript has 4 exons. The coding region runs from base 338 to 934 and encodes 198 amino acids.